AUGGGUGGAGGUGAAAAUAAGGUUGACAUAUACAGCAAAAUAGCAGCAGUGCCAUCUUCUAUCCAAAUACUUGGUGCACCAAACAGCUCGCAGUCUGCAGAAUCUCCAAAACUGGACGAAAUUGAUGCAAAUGCGCACGAGACUUUCACACUUGAGGAGAUGAGAGUGCUGAUAAUGAGCUACAGAAAGAAAAACAAGGAUUUUCUAAUCGCAAGAGUCACCACCCCUGACCCGGAAAACAAUUCGCUGUUCUAUAAUUUCUACUAUGCAGCUGCUGAGAUCAAUAGAAUACUUUUCAGGUACGAACCGUCUCGCAGAUUACUACACCGUAUGAAAGUAAAAAAUCCACUGAACAACAUGUAUAUUAUUGGCCAGGUAUUCUACUACAAAAUAACUCCACAGGAUGUGGACAAAGCAAUUGUCAACUUCUUAUUCAACCAGGUAAAAGAAAAAGACAAAUCUAGAAAGGCAUUCAGCGCAAUAUUUAGGCACAAGCAUGACUUUUCAAGAGGCAGAAAAACACAGAAGUCCAAAGAUUCAAUGGACAUUCAGGAGCAGAGACAGAUAGUUGAAAACCUCGAUGGAAAAAGCUCGAAAGAAAUCAUUGAGAAUAUAUCCGUGGGAAAGAUCCCGAUGCCUGAAAAAAUAGAUUUUAACAAAAAAAUAAAGUAUGAUGCAAAGUAUUUUGCAUCUGAUGAUGAUUUUUUGAUCAAACAGGAUGUUAGGGAUUAUUUCAAAAGGAAUGCCCUUGAGCCUGAAGAUGAAUUCUUGUAUGAUUUAGACAGAACGCAAAAUGACUUCAUGGCACUCAUUGAUGAUGAUUCGGAAGAAGAAGAGGAAGAGGUUAACGAUUGGAGGAGGGUGCUUUCAGCACACAUCUCUCUAGCACUGUCGAUGCUAUUUGUAUGUCUUCUGAUGGGAGGAGGACCUGGAAUUGCAAUAAUAUUUUUACCGCUGGCUGUAAUUAUAUUUUUUUCUUUUAUUUCAUCGCUGUGCUAUGUUUUGUGCUGCAGAAGAAGUACAUUUGACACACUGGCUGUGAAUAGCAUAGAGGAUGAACUUUAA
Messenger RNA from Vittaforma corneae ATCC 50505, 1065 nucleotides. RefSeq lists its product as uncharacterized. The transcript has a single exon. Lineage: Eukaryota; Fungi; Microsporidia; Nosematidae. The record is from RefSeq and is a predicted model, not a curated record. Bases 1 to 1065 code for a protein of 354 amino acids.